Messenger RNA from Prosopis cineraria, 1418 nucleotides. Its product is annotated as transcription factor MYB86-like. The record is from RefSeq and is a predicted model, not a curated record. The coding region runs from base 159 to 1196 and encodes 345 amino acids. Gene Ontology annotation, biological process: regulation of stomatal movement. The transcript is spliced from 3 exons. NCBI's taxonomy places the organism in Eukaryota, Viridiplantae, Streptophyta, Magnoliopsida, Fabales, Fabaceae.
UGCAUCUUUUUAAAUCAACACAAUUAGUUCUUGGGUUUUCCCCUCCCCACAACAUACAUAUAUUGCCCACUCUGAAAACGUCUCUGUGACACAAGCAUUUGCAGGUAACAGUUGCGUCUCGCUUGAGAGCUUGUCCUUCUGGUCCUCUACUCACAGAAAUGGGUCGCCAUUCCUGUUGUGUCAAGCAAAAGUUGAGGAAAGGCUUAUGGUCCCCUGAAGAAGACGAGAAGCUUUUCAACCACAUAACUAGAUUUGGCGUUGGCUGCUGGAGCUCCGUUCCAAAACUAGCUGGACUUCAAAGAUGUGGAAAGAGCUGUAGAUUGAGGUGGAUAAACUAUCUGAGGCCUGAUUUGAAAAGAGGCAUGUUCUCCCAGCAAGAGGAAGAUGUUAUUCUGAGUCUCCAUGAAGUUCUGGGCAAUAGGUGGGCACAGAUCGCAGCACAGUUACCAGGAAGAACAGAUAACGAAAUCAAGAACUUCUGGAACUCAUGCUUGAAGAAGAAGCUGCUGAAGCAAGGGAUUGACCCAGCCACCCACAAGCCCUUCGCUCAACCUCAAAUAAAGCAGGAGAACAAUAGCAUAGAGACACCACCACCACCACCACUAUCCCUGCAAAAUAUACAUCAUCUCACAAACUUGGCCUCCUCACAGUCACAAGGGUCACCUUUUCUGACAACCGAUUCAAGUUAUUACGAUAUAUCUGUUCUAACAGAAGCCUCGAGAGAUGAAAUCCUCAUGAGCAUGAGCAACAAGCCUCAUGAAUGGGUCGUCGACCCUCUGUCGUACUACGAUUCAUACUCGAGCCAGUAUCAGUAUGGAACCAGUUCAAGCUACGGGAUCUGCUCAAUGCCUAGUUUGACGAGUUCGGAUCAGAACAACUUGUCAACGAUCACGGAGUUCUCAGACAACAACAAUUCGGGUUCAAAAAUUUGCUCAAGCAAUAACAGCUCGAACAUGAGCAGUUAUAUGAUGGAGAAUAACAGAGGGAUCGUAUUGUGGGAGGGAGAGCACAAGAUGGAAGCGUCGUUUCAGUUUCAAGCAAACGGGAUGAAAUCGGAGGGACUGAUGAACACAUGCUCGUGGGGAGGAGCAGUGCAGCUUCAGAACCACAGUUCGAUGGAUUUCAACACCUAUCCGUUAACGUCAUUCUCACAAGAUCUAACGGCAGCGACUUAUGAUGUAUUCCGGCACAUAUGAAGUGUAAAUUUUAUAUUUUUAUUUUUUUUUGGGAGCUCUUUCUCUGGUUGAAACAAGGUGACAAACGAUGUUGAUAGUACAGGAAAUUUGUAGCGAGCUAAAGAUUUUGAGAUGAUCCCCCCACCCUGCCCUCUCUAUCUCUCUUUAUGUAAUUUUCCUAUUCAAGUAUCUGUUUUCAUCAGCACGAGUUUGAAUGAAGACGACGACUUCUUUUCUUUCUUG